Molecule: messenger RNA, 1553 nt
Organism: Ictalurus furcatus (blue catfish)
Lineage: Eukaryota; Metazoa; Chordata; Actinopteri; Siluriformes; Ictaluridae
Gene: tial1
Product: TIA1 cytotoxic granule-associated RNA binding protein-like 1
Exons: 12
Coding region: 140-1297 (385 amino acids)
Cellular component (GO): cytosol
Molecular function (GO): DNA binding; mRNA binding
Source: RefSeq, a predicted model, not a curated record
GUCCUGGCUGGCCGGGUUUCGCCAUUUUCUACACAAUAAGCAAAGUAACUAGCUUUACCAGUUUGGUGUUCUUUUACAUAAGCUAUAACGACAGGUGGGUUAUCAAUAAGUUACACUAAACUUUGUACGAUAUCUGAGAAUGGAAGACGAGAGCCACCCAAAAACCCUUUACGUGGGAAACCUGUCUAGGGAUGUUACAGAGAACUUAAUCCUUCAGCUGUUCACCCAGAUUGGUCCUUGUAAAAGUUGUAAAAUGAUAACUGAGUUGGAUAAUGUUGGAUUUUCUAUAUUGCAGCACACAAGCAAUGACCCAUAUUGUUUUGUGGAGUUCUAUGAACACAGAGAUGCUGCAGCUGCUUUAGCAGCAAUGAAUGGCAGGAAGAUUCUAGGAAAGGAGGUCAAGGUGAAUUGGGCAACGACUCCAAGCAGUCAGAAGAAAGACACAUCCAAUCAUUUCCAUGUUUUUGUGGGAGAUCUGAGUCCUGAGAUCACCACUGAUGAUAUUAGAGCCGCAUUUGCUCCUUUUGGGAAAAUCUCCGAUGCUCGUGUGGUGAAGGAUAUGACAACAGGGAAAUCAAAGGGGUAUGGAUUUGUGUCCUUCUAUAACAAACUGGAUGCGGAGAAUGCCAUAGUACACAUGGGCGGCCAGUGGUUAGGAGGACGGCAGAUUCGGACCAACUGGGCCACUAGGAAGCCCCCAGCGCCUAAGAAUACUCAAGAUGCCAGCCCAAAGCAGCUGAGAUAUGAAGAUGUUGUGAACCAGUCAAGUCCUCAGAACUGCACUGUAUACUGUGGUGGCAUUCAAUCAGGCCUCUCGGACCACCUUAUGCGACAGACGUUUUCACCUUUUGGGCAAAUAAUGGAAAUCAGAGUUUUCCCAGAAAAAGGCUAUUCUUUUAUCAGGUUCUCUUCCCAUGAAAGUGCUGCCCAUGCCAUUGUGUCAGUGAAUGGAACAACCAUUGAAGGCCAUAUUGUUAAGUGCUACUGGGGCAAAGAGUCACCUGAUAUGGCAAAAACUGUCCAGCCUGUAACAGAACAACAGGUGGAUUAUGGACAGUGGGGCCACUGGAAUCAGGUGUAUGGAAAUCCUCAGCAGUACGGCCAGUACAUGACAAAUGGAUGGCAAGUACCUUCCUAUGGAAUGUAUGGACAGACAUGGAAUCAGCAGGGAUUUGGAGUGGAACAAUCACAGUCCCCUGCCUGGGUAGGAGGGUUUGGGACUCAGCCCUCUCAGGCACAGCCUGGUCCUGUGAUGAACCAGGCUAACUUUGGCAUGGCUGGAUACCAGACACAGUGAUUUGUUCAUCACUGUCCAACAUCUGAGUCACUUUGUGGGAGCCCUCUUCCUUGCAUGAGGAGGGAAUAAAGAGACUAAUAGAAGUCAUUGACUCUUUCCCGAAAAACAUUCAGAACUGACCUGAAUCAGGGUUUAAGUGCAAAGAAGUGAAUUUUGAUUAUAGAACACCUUCAACAGGAAACUGAAUUUAUUUGCGAAAUUUAUUUUCAUUGUUUUAAUGGAGUCGGAUAUAAUAAACUGUACGUUUUCCCCUCCA